CCUCCAGGCCCCGCCCCCUGCCGCGGUCCGACCGGUCGAACCAGCAUGAACAUGUUCAGAAGAGAUAAAGGCUCCGCAGCCCAGACUCCGUUGGUCCCGCCUAGACCUGGACCCGGACCUGGACCUGGACCUGGACAGCAGCAGGAGCCGGACGAUCCUAUUGAAGAGGCAGGAGGAGGAGGAGGAGGAGGAAGGACCAAGGCCUCGCAGAAAAACAACAACGAACUGAACGCAAAGACCAAGAGGACCGGACUGAUGGGAGCGAUGCAGCAGGUCAACCCCUUCAGGUCCACCUCACAGGUUCCGUCCAGAGUCGACGAUGCUCCGACGUCAGAGUCACGAGAACAAGGAUCUGACUCCACACAGAGGCCAGGUGUGUUGAAGGGGGUCAUGCAGAAGGUCAACCCGUUCAGGUCGACCCCCCAGGUUCUUAAAGCUGCGUCUUCAGAGUCUCUGGACCAGGAACGAGCUUCAGACUUGACGCAGAGCCCCGGCGUGUUGAGAGGAGUCAUGCAGAAGGUCAACCCCUUCAAGUCGUCCACUCAGGUGAAGACCGAUCCUCCAGACGAUCAUUCACCACAAGAGACUGGAGGAGAACUUCAGACCAAACAGAAUCCAGGGAUGAUCUCAGGAAUGAUGCACAAAGUGAACCCGUUCAAAUCCUCACAGCCGAAGGAAACACGACUUCCACACGACGACCUUUCCUCCAGCGGCGGAGGCUUCACGGAGAAGCAGACUCCAGGGACGUUCAGAGGGAUGAUGCAGAAAGUGAAUGUCUUCAGCCCGUCUCACUCACAGGGAGGGGGAGCUCUUCACAGUGAGAUCUCGUCCAGCGCCGAGAGCCUGGACGACGGCAGCAUACAGAGACACACCGUUUGGUAUGUCGACGGCGACACCAGUUGUGAGGUCAAAGGUCAGCCAGUGGAGGCGCCAAAGAAACGAACGAUGACGUUCAGGAUGAAGAGGAUUCUGCCCAGUGGCUUGUUUGGAUCUGGAACAAAGGACACGCUGGCGUCGCCUCAGCAGGCUGUUGAAGUUCAGACUCUCCACUUGGCUGAAGUUCCCGGUGAAGGAACCGUCCUGGAUCCUCUGGACGACGAGGACGGGCUCCUGGCCUGGUGGAGGACGGUCGAAGGGUGGGACGAUUGGAGCGGAGCCAACGAGAACGAGGAAGCUGAAGAAGUGGUGGAACAAGCAGCGGACCGCGUCUUCAUGGCGGCUCGUCUCUUCGUUCGCUUCUUCAACCAGCGAGGAGCUUCGCUGCAGCAGCGCGUCCUGGAGCUGCUGGCGUUGGCCGACGCAGCCGACAACUUUCACAAGAAGACGGUCACGGCCAGCGUCGGCGGCGGGGUGGCCAGCAUCGCGGGGUCGGUCACCACCAUCACCGGGCUCAUUCUGGCGCCCUUCACGGCAGGAACCUCCCUCAUCGUCACGGCCGUAGGCAUUGGCGUGGCAACGGCAGGCGGGCUGGCGUCGGCGUCGGCCAACAUCACGGACACGGUCCACUCGAAGACGGACCGCAAGAAGGUGGAGGCCAUGAUCCAGCAGUACGAGGAGGAGAUGAAGGACAUCAGGGAGUGUCUGGAGUUCCUGCAGGACGGGAUGGAGACGCUGGAGGAAUGGGACUUUGAGAAGUACGCCGAGAGCAUCUCGCAGAAGCACCUGAACCAGAACGUCAAGCACGUCAUGAAGGAAGGCGGCCGCGCCGGCAAGGCGCUGGUGAUCAACACGGAGAGCCUGAUCAGCACCGUCCAGGUCCUGGGUGUAGCGGGCGGCGCCGCUAAAGCCGCCCAGGUGAUGAGCAUCACCACGGGGGUGAUGGCCGGUCUCUUCCUGGCGCUCGACGUCUUCUUCCUGGCGAAGGAUUCCAUGGAGCUAAGGAGCGGCGCCAAGACAGAUUUCGCCGCCAAAAUCCGUGAAGUUUGUAAGGACCUGCAGGACGGGCUGCUCCAGCUGAACACCGUCAAGGAGCAGCUGCAGAGAACCAUGGACGGGAUCGAGGUGGAGGUGGAGGAGGAGGACGAAGAGCAGCUGAAGUCGGAUCUGAAGAAACUUGUGGAGCUUGAAGAAUAAAAAACAGAAACAAUGACGUUUCAGAAGUUAUUGGCUUUGAAGUUUUGGAAGUUAGAUGUUACAAUGACAAUUUCAAGUAGCUGCUUCAUAGGAAUUUAUUUUAAGUAUUUAUGAAUUAAAGUAGUCAUUUUAAUUAUUAUUAAAGCACAAGUUAGCACAUUGUCACUGUGAUCAUUUCUUUAAUAAAAGUGUUUGAAGAUUA
Molecule: messenger RNA, 2275 nt
Organism: Scophthalmus maximus (turbot)
Lineage: Eukaryota; Metazoa; Chordata; Actinopteri; Pleuronectiformes; Scophthalmidae
Exons: 22
Coding region: 46-2073 (675 amino acids)
Biological process (GO): lipid transport; lipoprotein metabolic process
Cellular component (GO): extracellular region; membrane
Molecular function (GO): lipid binding
Source: RefSeq, a predicted model, not a curated record